Gastrolobium bilobum is the source of this 1620-nucleotide messenger RNA. Its product is annotated as amino acid transporter AVT1D. The transcript is spliced from 11 exons. The record is from RefSeq and is a predicted model, not a curated record. Bases 1 to 1620 code for a protein of 539 amino acids. Gene Ontology annotation, cellular component: plasma membrane. Lineage: Eukaryota; Viridiplantae; Streptophyta; Magnoliopsida; Fabales; Fabaceae.
AUGAAGCUAGAUGAGGAUCUGGGUCCUGAUCGGGAGGAUGAUUUUCAAACUGAUGAUGAAGAAAACCAGGCAGAUAGGGUGUUUGAAACUUUGGAUGAUGAUGAUACCGAGUCAGAUAACUCACCUCCUUCACGAAAUUUGUCCAACGAGGCUGCCAUUAGUCCCACAUGGCCACAAAGUUAUUGGCAAUCUAUGGACAUGUUAACUAGUGUAACACCACCCGGAAUUACUUUCCUAAGGAGAAUUGGUUCAAAAGGGAGAAGUAGCUCUCUCUCUACAGCAUUCCAGCGACCUCAGGAAUAUCAAGAUGAUUCUUCAUUGAUUAUACCUCUUGUUUCCGAGACAAGUUCAUCCAAACAAGAGGAACCAACCUCAACACACGUGCCAUCACUUGUAUCUAGCUGUACAAAAUUUUCUGCUAGUGAAUUGCCACCACCACAGCAGCAAUGUUCAUUUGCACAAUCAGUAUUAAAUGGAACCAAUAUAUUAUGUGGGAUAGGAAUUGUUACCAUUCCAUAUGCAGUAAAAGAAGGAGGGUGGUUAAGCCUUAUAUUACUUCUACUGUUUUCUAUCAUUUGCUGUUAUACUGGAAUUUUAUUGAAGAGAUGUUUAGAAAGCCACCCUGGACUCAAAACCUAUCCAGAUAUUGGCCAAGCUGCUUUUGGAUUUGCUGGUCGCCUAGGGAUUGCGAUCAUUUUGUACAUGGAACUGUUUGCUGCUUGUGUUGAGUAUAUAAUACUAAUCAGUGAUAACCUCUCGUCAUUGUUUCCUAACACCCACAUGAGAUUUGCUGGGACUGAUUUUGGAACUCAUCAAACUUUUGCAAUCACAGCAGCUGUUCUUGUUCUACCAACAGUUUGGCUGAAAAAUCUAAGCCUGCUUUCUUAUAUUUCAGCUGGAGGAAUAUUUGCAACAAUACUUAUUGCAUUUUGCUUGUUUUGGGUUGGGGAGAUACAACAAGUUGGAUUUAAGCCAGGAGGAAAAGUUUUAGACAUGGAAAACAUAUCUGUCUCAAUUGGUCUCUAUGCUUUUGGCUUUGCUGGCCAUGCAGUUUUUCCAAACGUCUACUCUUCCAUGAAGGAACCAUCAAAAUUCCCAUCAGUUCUGUAUGCCAGCUUUGCCUUUUGUCUUGUUAUGUACAUGAGUGUAGGAACAAUUGGCUAUUUAACGUUUGGUGACUCAGUUGAAUCUCAGUUUCCCUUAAACAUGCCAAAGGAAUUAUAUGCAUCCAAAAUCGCUACCUGGACAACUGUUGUGACUCCACUGGCAAAAUAUGCCUUAACAUUAUUGCCUAUUGCAUUGAGCAUAGAGGAACUCGCCCCUUCUCCUAGACUAAGAAGUCAUGCUACUUCUGUUCUUGUCAGAACAGUUUUAGUGAUUUCAAGUUUAGUUGUAGCACUCUUUGUUCCAUAUUUUGGUUCUUUGAUGGCACUAAUUGGUUCUUUUAUGUCAAUGUUAAUUGCACUUAUUUAUCCUUGUGCAUGUUAUCUCAAGCUACAUAGUGGCAGAUUAUCAAAAGUGCAGAUAACAAGUUGCGUUUUGAUUAUUAUUGUGGGGGCGGUAUGUGCUUUUGUUGGAACACAUUCAGCUGUUGCAAGAAUAUUUGGCGAUGGGGACUGA